Microsporum canis CBS 113480 is the source of this 585-nucleotide messenger RNA. RefSeq lists its product as uncharacterized. Bases 1 to 585 code for a protein of 194 amino acids. NCBI's taxonomy places the organism in Eukaryota, Fungi, Ascomycota, Eurotiomycetes, Onygenales, Arthrodermataceae. The record is from RefSeq and is a predicted model, not a curated record. The transcript is spliced from 2 exons.
AUGGACAAAAGAUGGUUUAGGGGUUUAUGCUGUGUACCCUUAGGAAAGCUUGCAUACGAAGUAUACUUCGUACAUGCAGUGCCGACCAUCCAUCAUCCAGCGCCUUGGAUGUAUAUCAACUCGAUAACGAGGAGCCACGCAUUGGUUCAGCUUCCAGGAGAUCAUCUUCCCCAAAGAAGCAUCGUCAACCAGAGGAGAGAAACAAAAGAAAAGAAAAAGCAUAUAAUAUAUCUCGAAUUGUUUUUAUUUUAUUUCUGUACAGGUGGCAAUCCCCGUGCAGAUCAUUCAUCCAUUCUAUUUUCCUUUUUAUUGUCUCCCCACCGAACCGUUCUUGUCAAUGGAAGUUCAGAGACCAACAGGGAGAGUUCUCUAGCUGCCGUUGCUCUCUGUGCUUCGUAUCUUAUAAGCAUGGCUGAAGGUUGUGAUGGCGGGAUGAUACGUGCCAAUGGGUAUUUACGGUUCAAGGGUACGAUGUACACCAUACAAGCAGCCGCAUGUGACUGCACACCUGCCCAGCAGAGUUAUGAUAUCUCUCAUCCACACACCACCCACUUCGAAGUCGAAUUGAAUAGAGCAGAAAGAUGA